GUGUACAAGUAUGACUUAUUGCAGAAAAGUUGUCUUAAACCGGUUUGUUCAUUAAACCACCAAAUUUCGGUCCGGUUCAGUGAAAUGAUUUUGCUUUUUGGUUUAGACGACGCCGUCUCAAGCUUCCUUUUAUUUUUGGAUUAGGGCACAAUUGACGGAGGAACACAGCGGUUUCUCCUUCUCAAAUCUCUCACAAAAUUUCAGCAAAGGUUUCGACUUUUUUUUAAUUUGGUAGAAGAAGAAGAUGCCACCGUCGGAGGAUGCGAAGGCUAUGAAGAAAAAAGAGGAGGCUGAGGAAGACAAUAAGAGCUUGAGUUCCAUUGUGAAGAAGAAGCCCACGAACGCCAACAAUGCUGGUUCGAAGAAAUUGAAGAAAGAAGAGAGCGAUGAUGAUGAUGAUGAUAACAAACCCAUCAAGUCAUCUGUAUCUGGGUCUCGAGCUAAGCCAGUGAAGAAGAAGGAAGAGAUUGAUAAAGACGAUGAGAAGAAGCCUGUUGCUAAGAGGAAUUCUUCUGUUGGAGCCUCAAAUGAGAAGAAGAAAACAGAGAAAGAAGAAGAAGCAAAGAAAAAGAGAGAAAGAAAAGUAUAUGAUUUGCCUGGUCAGAAGAGAGACCAGCCUGAGGAGAGAGAUCCACUUAGGAUUUUCUAUGAGUCACUUUACAAGCAAAUUCCCACUAGCGACAUGGCUCAGAUUUGGUUGAUGGAGUCUGGAUUGCUUCCAGCUGAAAAAGCAAAGAAAGUUCUUGAGAAGAAACAGCAAAAGGGUGGAAAGUUCAGUUCUCCAGUAAAAUCUGCAGCUUCUACUCCAAGAAGCAACUCCAAAGCAGUGACCAUGAAGAAGAAGGAAGCAAAAAAGUCACCAUCUGAAGCUUUGUCAAACAAAAAGAAGGGGAAUGAUUCGAAACCAACCACGAAGAAGAGGAAGAAGAACUCUGAUGAUGAUGGUGAUGAUGAUGACUCAGAUGAUGAUUUUUUGGCUAGCAGAGUCUCUAAAAAGGCUAGAGCCAAGUAGGUUGAAUUAAAAGACUGAAAUCUCAUUGUGUGAUUUUUAAUCCUAUUUUAAUGAGUCAAUUUGUAGAAUCCUUAACAGGUGAAUUCUUUUAAGAGUAAUGAGAGAGAUGGCAAAUUGUUUCUGAUCUUAUUGUGUGCACUUGUUCUCUAAUUAUUAAGCAAGCUAGAAAAUAAAACUAAGACUUGGUC
This is a messenger RNA of Arabidopsis arenosa, 1200 nucleotides long. The record is from the annotation of a GenBank genome assembly. Lineage: Eukaryota; Viridiplantae; Streptophyta; Magnoliopsida; Brassicales; Brassicaceae.